Miniopterus natalensis is the source of this 2583-nucleotide messenger RNA. RefSeq names its product aldehyde dehydrogenase 1 family member B1 (gene ALDH1B1). The record is from RefSeq and is a predicted model, not a curated record. Gene Ontology annotation, molecular function: oxidoreductase activity, acting on the aldehyde or oxo group of donors, NAD or NADP as acceptor. Lineage: Eukaryota; Metazoa; Chordata; Mammalia; Chiroptera; Miniopteridae.
GGUAGUCAGCAUGCUGCGCUUCCUGGUGCCCCGGCUGUUUUGCCUUCGAGGCAGGACUGCCCCGUACUCCUCAGCAGCAGCCCUCCCAAGCCCCAUCCAGAACCCAGAUAUUCGCUACAACCAGCUGUUCAUCAACAAUGAGUGGCAAGAUGCAGUCAGCAAGAAGACCUUCCCAACAGUCAACCCCAGCACAGGAGAGGUCAUCGGUCACGUGGCUGAAGGGGACCGGGCUGAUGUGGACCGGGCGGUGAAAGCGGCCCGAGAGGCCUUCCGCCUGGGGUCUCCGUGGCGCCGGAUGGAUGCCUCCGAGCGGGGCCGACUGCUGAACCGCCUGGCCGACCUAGUGGAGCGGGAUCGUGUCUACCUGGCCUCACUGGAGACCUUGGACAAUGGGAAGCCUUUCCAGGAGUCUUAUGUCAUGGACCUGGAUGAGGUCAUCAAGGUGUAUAGGUACUUCGCCGGCUGGGCUGACAAGUGGCACGGCAAGACCAUCCCCAUGGAUGGUGAGCAUUUCUGCUUCACCCGGCACGAGCCCGUUGGUGUCUGUGGCCAGAUAAUCCCGUGGAACUUCCCCUUGGUCAUGCAGGGCUGGAAGCUCGCCCCGGCGCUUGCCACUGGCAACACCGUGGUCAUGAAGGUUGCAGAGCAGACCCCCCUUUCUGCCCUGUACUUGGCCUCCCUCAUCAAGGAGGCGGGCUUUCCCCCCGGGGUGGUGAACAUCAUCACAGGCUACGGCCCUACAGCAGGAGCGGCCAUCGCCCAGCAUAUGGAUAUCGACAAAGUUGCUUUCACCGGCUCCACCGAGGUGGGCCACCUGAUCCAGAAGGCGGCUGGAGAUUCCAACCUCAAGAGAGUCACCUUAGAGCUGGGCGGGAAGAGCCCCAGCAUCGUGUUGGCUGACGCUGACAUGGGCCAUGCCGUGGAGCAGUGCCACGAGGCCCUCUUCUUCAACAUGGGCCAGUGCUGCUGUGCGGGGUCCCGGACCUUCGUAGAAGAAUCCAUCUACGAUGAGUUUCUCGAGAGAACAGUAGAGAAAGCUAAGCAGAGGAAAGUUGGGAAUCCCUUUGAGCUGGACACCCAGCAGGGGCCCCAGGUGGACAAGGAGCAGUUUGAACGAAUCCUGGGCUACAUCCGGCUCGGCCAGAAGGAGGGGGCAAAACUUCUCUGUGGUGGGGAGCGUUUUGGGGAGCGUGGUUUCUUCAUCAAGCCCACGGUCUUUGGUGGUGUGCAAGAUAACAUGAGGAUUGCCAAGGAGGAGAUCUUUGGGCCUGUGCAGCCCCUGUUCAAGUUCAAGAAAAUCGAGGAGGUGAUUGAGAGGGCCAACAACACCAGGUAUGGCUUGGCUGCUGCUGUGUUCACACGGGACCUGGACAAGGCCAUGUACUUCACACAGGCGCUCCAAGCUGGGACAGUGUGGGUGAACACCUAUAACAUCGUCACCUGCCACACGCCAUUUGGAGGCUUUAAGGAGUCUGGCAAUGGGAGGGAGCUGGGGGAGGAUGGGCUUAAGGCCUACACAGAGGUGAAGACGGUUACCAUCAAGGUUCCACAGAAGAACUCGUAAGAAUGUCCGCCAUGGAGACCCAGCUUCAGUCCAAGGAUUCCACAACCAUCUACCAGUGGUCACCAAACAUUUUUUUUAGCCAUGGACCCCCUUUUUUUAAUCCAAAUGAACUUUUAGAACCUUAGCAAAUGAAAUAAUUACAAUCAGAGCUGCUCUAGUUAAAGCAGGUAUGGGGACAGUUCAGAGUCCCAUCCAUCUGCACCCCAACCCACACCCCCUUAUAGGCCCUGAGCUACUUCCGUGAAACCUUAAGAAGCUCCAGAAGAUAGAUUAAAAACCACUGAUCUGGAUUUUAGUUCUUCCUGCGGAUCCAAGGGCUUUCUAAUGGAUUAACCUGCUGGCUUAGUGGAUGGGCUCACCUCAGACAUGGGAUUAGAAGGCAUUAGGGGUUUGAUGGAUGCUGAAUGUUGGCGCCAUUCUUCAUGGAUUUAACCUAAAAAUCAAGGGUGCUUUUCCUUUUCUAAGUACCAGUUGUUGGCUAUUUUGCUUGCUUGCCCCUAAUUUUCCUUAAUUUGGGGGAAGGAAUGGGCAAAGGACAAAUUUACUUAACCAUUCCUUUAAAAGAAGCUCAAGCAACCCAAAUGUCCAUCAACUACUGAGUAAAGAAAAUGUUUCCAUGGAACAGCCUUGUACUUUUCAGCCAUAAAAAGGAAUGAAAUGCUGAUACACACUGCCUCGUGGACGAACCUUGAAAACAUUAUGCUGCAUGAAAGCAGACAGACAUACAAGGCCAUGUAUUGUAUGAUUCCAUUUAUAUGAAAUGCCCAGAAUAGGCAAAUCCAUAGAGAGAGGGUGUGUGGUGGUUGCCAGGGGCGGGGGAAGAGGGAAUGGCGAGUAACUGCUAAUGGGUAUGGGAUUUUUUGGGUGGAGGUUUUAAAAUAUUCUGGAAUUGGACAGUGGUGGUGGUUACACUUUGUGAAUAUACUAAAAAGGAUACUGAAUUGCAUACUUUGAAAGGGUGAAUUUUAUGAUAUGUGAAUUGAUUUCAAUCAAAAAUUAAAAUAAAUAAAUUCACACAU